Diaporthe citri is the source of this 936-nucleotide messenger RNA. RefSeq lists its product as uncharacterized. Lineage: Eukaryota; Fungi; Ascomycota; Sordariomycetes; Diaporthales; Diaporthaceae. The record is from RefSeq and is a predicted model, not a curated record. Bases 1 to 936 code for a protein of 311 amino acids. The transcript has a single exon.
AUGCUCUUGAAAAAGCCUGCUAUCGCGCUGUGUUCCAGCGGCAGCCUCUCGUCGGCUCUGUCUCUCCCCACAGCUGCAUCCAUAACGUCAUCGACUGGUCCUUCCUCACCAUCGACAUCGACAGCAAUACAAUCCACGCCCCAUUUCCAACCACCACGCAGGAAAAGACUAUCGAUACCGAGCCAAUGGCGCUCAUCACGGUCGUACGCCACCGUCCGAGACGAACCCCGCCGCGACGAUGAUGACCCGGCAUCUCCGACUUGGCCAAAGUGCAAGAACCCGACCCCCUACGAGAUCUUCGACCAGGCCAAGUCCACCCCCUACAGCAAGAAGACCUUCUACCAGCUGGUGAAGCUCUACCACCCAGACCGCCACGCAUUCACCUCCAACCUCAACGGGGCCAUCACCCAGAAGGCAAAGCUGGAGCGCUACCGCCUCGUCGUCGCCGCCAACGACAUCCUCUCGGACCCGACCAAGCGCCGCGCCUAUGACCUCUACGGCGCGGGCUGGGGCGGCACUUCCAAUAUGUCCAAUACGGCCUACCGCGAGGCCGACCGCGCCUGGCGCGCGCAGACCGGCACUGCCGCCCACAACGCCACCUGGGAGGACUGGGAGCGCUGGCACUGGGAGAACAAUAGCCGCCGGGAUGGCGCGGCUGGCAAAUCGGAGCCGCGUUAUAUGAGCCACGGGAUGUUUGUCAUGACCAUCUGUGUCUUCGUGUUGCUUGGUGGCUGGGGCCAGGCCACGAGGGCUGGGUCCCAUGGCAUGUACCUCGUUGAGAUGCAGGAGAAGAAGGAUAACCACAUCAGCGAGGAGAUGUGGAGGCGGAGGAAGGAGAAGGCCAUGCUUACCAGGGAGGACCGGGUUGAGAACUUCCUGAGGUCAAGGGAGGGUUGGGACACUGUGGUCAAUGAUUCGCAUUUGCCCAAGGAUUGA